AUGGGGCAUGGUCACUACACACCACCUUUCAUACUCUCUUUGGUUAUGAAAUCCUGCGCAGCACUUGCCUUUCUCUCCAUUCUCCCGCUUGCGGAAGCCCGUAACUUUACGGUGCGCAAUGCAUGCUCAUUCACCAUUUGGCCUGCCAUUUUUACGGAUCUGAACGUUGGCACAGCAGUUCCCUCCAUAGAGACGGGUUGGGAGGCGCCUCCAAAUACUUCUCGCUCAUUCGAGGUGCCUGACAAUUGGACGGCUGGACGAAUUUGGGGUCGAAGUGAUUGCAACUUUUCGGUCAAUCCCGGCCCGAAUUCUUGUCUUACUGGUGGUUGCAACGGGGGACUAUUAUGUGAUAACACCACAGGGACUGGCGUUCCCCCUGCGACCCUAGCAGAAUGGACACUGAGUGGUGACGGAAAUCGCGAUUUUUAUGAUGUAUCUCUGGUCGAUGGGUACAAUCUGCCGAUGGCUAUCACCACUAACUCUGACUGCCCAAUUGCGGAUUGCCCGGCUGAUCUAGCCUCAAAUUGCCCGGCCGCGCUGACAGCCAAGAACUCUGCGGGUGCUUCUGUCGGCUGCAAGACCGCCUGUUUCGCCAAUCUGGACGGGAACCAGGCAAACUCGCCCAAUUGUUGUUCAGGCCAAUUCAGCACACCAGAGACUUGUCCUCCAUCGGGGAUUCAGUUCUACGACCACUUCAAACAGGGAUGCCCAAACUCGUAUGCGUACGCUUAUGACGAAUCUAGUAACACAGCGCUCUGGACCUGCGAUUCAACCAGGAAGGUCGAUUAUACCCUCACGUUCUGUCCAUCAUAA
Messenger RNA from Rhizoctonia solani, 813 nucleotides. RefSeq names its product pathogenesis-related protein PR5K (thaumatin family). Gene Ontology annotation, cellular component: extracellular region. The transcript has 6 exons. NCBI's taxonomy places the organism in Eukaryota, Fungi, Basidiomycota, Agaricomycetes, Cantharellales, Ceratobasidiaceae. Gene Ontology annotation, biological process: defense response. The record is from RefSeq and is a predicted model, not a curated record. The coding region runs from base 1 to 813 and encodes 270 amino acids.